AAAGUGACUGUAUAUAUUACACUCUACCCGAAGUCUGAAGAUUUCAUUCCCUUUCUGAACUGUAGACAGAGGUUUAAUACACUUGAUGCUUCUCCAUCACUCGGAAUAAAUGAAAAUCUGUCCAAGGAAUUUAGAGGAUUUAUAGAUCAGGUUAGUAAAAGCAAUGCCCUGUGUUCAAACUCAGUAUGGAACUGUGCCCUACGACAACAACUACUUUAUCUCUGAGUUCCUGAACCCUGACCUCAGUGCUAAGCCAGCCAUGGACAUCGGUGCCCAGCGGGACCAGCUCACCGCCUCCUCCCUCCCCAGCAUCAACACCCUGGUGGGCAGCGGCUACGUGGGCGAGUUUGACGCCUACUCGUGCCAGAUCACCACCUCUGCCUCCAAUGCCCCCUCCGGCCCCGCGGCCGGCGGCAGCUCCAGCCCUCAGGCUCAGCACUCAGCCUUCAAACUGGACGACCUCCAGGUGUACGGCUGCUACCCGGGCUCCUUUGCCCUCAGCUACCUCGACGAGACGCUGUCCUCCUGCGGCUCCGAUUACUAUGGCAGCCCUGCGUCGGCCACCGCCUCCCCACCCACCCCGGGCUUCCAGAGCCAGCCUGGCUCGGCCUGGGACUCCCCCUUCAGCCCCUACUCCCCAGGCCCUGGGUGCUGGGUGGCUGAUAAGUCAGGCUUAGCUCAGCAACCCUCCUUCUUCACCUUCACCCCCCCGGUGGAGCAGCAUUCCCCCCUGGGGCAGCAUCAGGGCCCCCAGCAAGGUGAGGAGGACCCUUUCUUCCAGCCCUCACAGCAGCAUGCCUCCCCUCUCCAUUACACCCCCUUAUCCCUGGACCAGGUGUCCCUGGACAGCCCCGGGCUCAUGGAGGGGCCUAUGUUGUCCCCUAAGAUCUGCAGCCCCGGGGCCAACGAGGGUCGCUGUGCGGUGUGUGGGGACAACGCCUCCUGUCAGCACUACGGGGUCCGCACCUGUGAGGGCUGCAAGGGCUUCUUUAAGCGAACUGUACAGAAGAAUGCUAAAUAUGUGUGCCUAGCCAACAAAGACUGUCCAGUAGACAAGCGGCGGAGGAACCGGUGCCAAUUCUGCCGUUUCCAGAAGUGCCUCGUGGUGGGAAUGGUGAAAGAAGUCGUCCGCACAGACAGCCUGAAAGGUCGCAGGGGUCGUCUGCCCUCUAAACCCAAGACUGUACCAGAGUCAGCGUCCACCACCCCACCCAUCAACAUCAUCACCUCUCUUGUCAGAGCUCACAUAGACUCCAACCCCGCCAUCGGAAAACUGGACUACUCCAAGUACCAUGAGACAGUGGUCAGCCUAUCAGAGAAAGAGGAUGCCAACGACAUCCAGCAGUUCUACGACCUGCUGACUGGCACCAUGGAUGUGCUGCGGAAAUGGGCCGAGACCAUCCCAGGAUUCACCGCCUUCUGCCCAGAAGACCAGGAGCUGCUCCUGGAAUCUGCUUUCGUGGAACUCUUCAUCCUCCGGCUAGCAUACAGGUCGAGUCCUGAGAAGAACAAGCUGAUCUUCUGCAAUGGUGUGGUACUUCACCGUAUGCAGUGUGUGAGGGGCUUUGGCGACUGGAUCGACUCCAUCAUGGACUUCUCCCAGAGCCUCCACCGCAUGAACCUGGACGUGUCCUCAUUCGCCUGCCUCGCAGCACUCGUCAUCAUCACAGAUCGCCAUGGCCUUAAAGAGCCCAAACGGGUGGAGGAGUUCCAGAACCGCCUCAUAACCUGUCUGAGGGACCACGUGGCCGGCAGUGGCUCCGACGCAGGGCGGCCCCAGCCCAACUUCCUGUCCCGUCUGCUAGGGAAGCUCCCCGAGCUGCGCACCCUCUGCACCCAAGGCCUGCAGCGCAUCUUCUACCUGAAGCUGGAGGACUUGGUCCCUCCACCACCCAUCGUAGACAAAAUCUUCAUGGAUACCUUACCUUUCUGAAAAGACAGACAAAAAGAUGAAGAGGGAUGAUUAAGUGAUGAUGCUGAGGGGACAAAAAUAUGAUAAACUGAGGAGGUGAAUAGGGGGCCGUUGUCUGUGUCCAUUACAUUUGGGACUUAUAGGACCCCCCCCACUGAAGUGGCAUCUCCCCUUCCAGUGCACUGACUUGAUGAAAAGUGUCUGAUUCUGCCUCUGGUCCAGUGUCUAAAAGUGAGGACUUAGACUGUAUUUUUCUCACAUUUAGUUUAAUAACAAAAACCUGUGGGUGACAGAAUUGGAUGUUUAUUUUCCAAUCUGUGGAAUUAUCCUGGACAAUGCAUUCAACAAGAGAGAGGAAGACAUGAGAUAACAUUUCUAGUUGUUGGUCUCUUUUGUAAGUGUGACUUUGUAGAGUGGCUUUAUCGCUAUGCAAAAAAAUGUGUAUGUUUGUGUUUUUGCACGCUACAAAAUAUUGAGAGACAAUUGGUGUGUAUGUACAGCUCUGAGGGGAAAAAGCAGGCAUGUUCACACCUGAACACCCACUUAAACCUAAGUUCUCAAAAAUCCUAUUGAUUUUCCAAAUCCCAACACAACUUAAUUUAGUAGCUGUUCAAAGUUGACACAUAGGGAGGCCAACAGUGUCAAACGCUGGAGUCUCCAGUCCACUAGCCUUUCUCAAAGACAACUGUUGCGUCCUACAUUUCAAAGUGAGUAUUUUCAGUGAAACCAUAAUAAUAAUAAUAAUAAUAAUAAUAAUAGCCAUUUGUAGUCCUGAUACCACACAUUUACACCUAUAGAAGGUCGGACCAAAGGGUAGCUGUCUAUCUGUCUGCAGUGACAGCUGGCUAUUGUUGUGACAUUUACAGCUCAUCAACCACAAAGCCUUAAUGUACUUUACAGGCCCAGUGCAGUCAAAAAUGUGAUUUUCCUGUGUUUAUAUUUAUAUUUUCACACUAUGAGGAUGGAAUAAUACUGUGAAAUUGUUAAAAUUAUGAUAAUGCCCUUUCAGUGUAAGAGCUGCCUGAAAUUUCAUCUUGUUUUGGUGGGGUGGAGUUUUGGCCUGCCUGGUGACAUUGCCAGGUGGUAAAUUAGUUAAUAGACCAAUAAGAAAGAGAGUUCUAAACCUUUCUGCCAAUAACAGCUAGUUUUCAGUUUUUCCCUCCCUACCCAAAAUUCUUGCUUGAGAAAUUGCUUUUUGCUAAGAAGCUAUUUUUGUUUAUUUUUUUACCAUUGUAAUUGAAAAAUAUCACAGUAGGGUACUUACUUAAUUGUAACCCAGAAAUUAUUUGAUAUUGAGAUAAAAAUGGCUGCAUUGGACCUUUUAAAAGGUGUCAUAAGUUUUACUCAUGCCACAAUGCAACAAGUAUUGCGGUUUUGUAAUGGCAAGAGAAUCAUAUCACUGAAACAAUUUUUUUCCCCUUAGAACUUUAUAGGAAUGAGUCCUUAAAAAGAGAAAAAUGCCAGCAGAAUUACAAUGUUUAAAAAGUGCCUUUAAAAAAGUUGAAGACCUCCUGUGUAUUCAGGUUUUCAUUUCAACCAUCUCACUGAUAGAAACUCUGUAAAUCUAUUCAUUUGAUGUCGGCAACAACCAGAUGACAAAACAUUAGAACAGACUUGGUGAAGUUUGAUUGGCUGAAAUUAAAAUGUGCAUACCAAGAGUUACUUGAAAACGGAGGUUAGGAAUCUCAUGGUUUGGAAUAGCCUAAGAAUAGUCUAGGGAUAAAAAUCAUAGAAUACAUUUCAUUUUUUGAAUGUGGGAGAGUAUUAAGUUUCACACUAUAGCUGUAACAUGGAUCCACUCAAACGUAUCCCUUAAUGCUCUAUAGCUUACUAUCCUUAUCCUUAACUGUGUGAUUCUAUAAACAUCUGCUAAUGUAAGGGUUGCCUUACACACACUCCUUCAGGAGGAGUGUGUGCAGUUUUAUAAAAUGUAGUUAUUUUUAUUUUGUUCUUGAAAUGAACUUCAAGUGAUUUCUUAAGUCAUUACACAGUGAAAUGUGACAAAAGGACGAGCAGCUAAGAGCACUUCAGCGUUCUAACACAGUAUACAGAUUUAUACAAAAAUGUUCUAUGUUUGUUUGUGACGUGUGUAUACUUAUAACAUAAAUACUUUAUAUUUGUGAGUUUUUGUAAUGUGGUACAUACAUAUAUAUAUUCAGAGGAAGAAAAAGUAUUUAAUAUUAAAAGAACAUUUCAAAAUACAA
Messenger RNA from Oncorhynchus mykiss (rainbow trout), 4116 nucleotides. RefSeq names its product putative nuclear hormone receptor HR38. Gene Ontology annotation, molecular function: RNA polymerase II cis-regulatory region sequence-specific DNA binding; zinc ion binding; nuclear receptor activity. Gene Ontology annotation, biological process: regulation of transcription by RNA polymerase II; cellular response to corticotropin-releasing hormone stimulus. The record is from RefSeq and is a predicted model, not a curated record. Gene Ontology annotation, cellular component: transcription regulator complex; nucleus. Lineage: Eukaryota; Metazoa; Chordata; Actinopteri; Salmoniformes; Salmonidae.